AUGAAAGAAAUGGAAGCUCACAUAAAAUUGAUCGAAAAAGGAACUAUUAAUCGAGCUUCUAUACUAAUGCUUAUGACACCAUUGUGUAAUUUUGUGGAACGGCUCGAAAUGGAAUUAACAAAUACAAGGAACCUUCUUACGGACAUUGAAGCUCGUCAAGCUGAUCUAAAUAAAGAAAUCGAACAUGUGGAGAGUGUGAGCAAAAUUCUGAACAAACAUGGCAAUGAAUCCAAGCAAAAAUGA
Cooperia oncophora is the source of this 243-nucleotide messenger RNA. The record is from the annotation of a GenBank genome assembly. Lineage: Eukaryota; Metazoa; Nematoda; Chromadorea; Rhabditida; Trichostrongylidae.